AAGCAGCCGUAGCAGCGACUCCCGGUCACGCCGCCUCCCCCCCUCCGGCAGGACUUGUGCAGCGGAGAAGCCAGUCGGCCAUGGCGCAACUGGUGGCGCGGGGAGCCUAGCGCCGGGCCCGCCGAUCCCGGACCGCUUGCUGGACACGCUCCGCUCAGCGCUGCCUGGGACUGGCCUGGUUCCGUGCCGCUCGCUCCGCUUUGGCCCCCGGGGGGCAGCGGGACAAAAUGGCGCGGCCGGUCGUGGGGGCCCCGCUGCUGCGGUCCGCUCCUCGUUUGACUUUCCUUGUGCUGGUCCUGAUGCGCCCCGGCCCCGGCUCCGGCUCCGAGCCGCGCUGCGCCGCGAGCUGCGCUUGCACCGGGGAGCUGCUGGACUGCAGCCAUCGGGGGCUGACGGAGCUCCCCAGGGACCUCCCCACCUGGCCCGUCUAUGUAAACCUGAGCUACAACAAGUUGACGGAGAUCGAUCCUUCUGCCUUUGCAGAGCUGCUGAACUUACGGGAAGUACGCCUGAGUAACAAUGAGCUGACAGCAAUUCCAUCCCUGAGAUCUCCUUCUUCCCACAUCGUCUCCCUCUACCUGCAUCACAACAGGAUCCGCAGCAUUGAAGCAAGUCAACUGAAGCCUUACGUUGCCCUGGAAACGUUGGACCUGAGUUCCAAUGACAUCACGGAAAUACGAAGCAGCUGCUUUCCACAGGGACUUCCCAUAAAGGAGCUCAACCUGGGGAGCAACAGAAUCAGCACCCUGGAGCCUGGUGCUUUUGAUAGUCUGUCACGGUCCCUGCUAACACUUCGACUGAGUAAAAACAGGAUCACCCUGCUUCCUGUUAAGGCAUUCAAGCUACCCAGGCUAACACAACUGGAGUUAAACCGGAAUCGCAUCCGCCUGAUUGAAGGCCUGACGUUCCAUGGAUUGGACAGCUUAGACAUUCUGAAGCUGCAGCGCAACAACAUAAGCAAACUGACCGACGGGGCCUUCUGGGGUCUGGCCAAGAUGCAAGUUCUGCACCUGGAGUAUAACAGCCUGACACAAGUGAACAGCGGCUCUCUCUACGGCCUCUCAUCUCUCCACCAACUUCACCUCAGUAACAACUUGAUAUCCUACAUCAACCCCGAGAGCUGGAAGUUCUGUCAGAAGCUGCACGAGCUAAUAUUGUCCUAUAACAACCUAACCAGACUGGAUGAGGGGAGCUUGGCAGAGCUGGGAGGACUGCAUAUACUGCGACUCAGCCACAAUUCCAUCAACCAUAUUGCAGAGGGAGCUUUCAAAGGACUCAAAAACCUGCGUGUUCUGGACCUGGACCAUAACGAGAUUUCAGGCACAAUAGAAGACACCAAUGGGGCUUUUACAGGCCUCGAAAACCUAAGCAAGCUAACUCUGUUUGGAAACAAGAUCAAGUCAGUGGCCAAGAAAGCGUUCUCAGGCCUGGAGGCUCUGGAGCACCUGAACCUCAGGGACAAUGCAAUCAGGUCUGUCCAACCAGAAGCAUUUGCUAAGAUGAAAAACCUGAAGCAGCUCCACAUUAACAGCGACAGCUUCCUGUGCGAUUGCCAGCUGAAAUGGUUGCCGCAGUGGUUAGCCGAGAAGGAGCAGCAGCCUUUUGUGGUAGCCACCUGCGCCCAUCCCGAGUCGCUCAAGAGCAAGAGCAUUUUUGCUGUGCCCACAGAAAGUUUUGUGUGCGACGAUUUCCCCAAACCCCAGAUUAUUAUUCAGCCGGAGACGACCAUGGCCGUUCUUGGCAAGGAUAUCCGCUUCACCUGCUCGGCCGCAAGCAGCAGCAGCUCCCCUAUGACAUUUGCCUGGAAGAAGGACAACGAGGUCCUGCACAAUGCUGAGAUCGAGAACUUUGCCCAUGCGCGGGCCAAGAACGGUGAGGUGAUGGAGUACACCACCAUCCUGCACCUGCGGCACGUCACCUUUGCCCACGAGGGACGCUACCAGUGCAUCAUCACCAACCACUUUGGCUCCACCUACUCCAACAAGGCCCGGCUCACUGUUAAUGUGUUGCCUUCAUUUAUCAAAACCCCCCAUGACAUCACCAGCCGAACAGGAACGACAGCACGGCUGGAGUGUGCGGCCAAUGGCUUUCCCAUCCCACAAAUUGCUUGGCAGAAGGACGGGGGCACCGACUUCCCAGCAGCCCGAGAGCGCCGCAUGCACGUCAUGCCAGACGAUGAUGUCUUCUUCAUCAUGGAUGUGAAGAUAGAGGACAUGGGUGUUUACAGCUGCACGGCGCAGAACUCCGCGGGCUCCGUGCUGGCCAAUGCCACCCUGACUGUACUAGAGACACCGUCCUUGAUCCAUCCACUGGAAGACCACGUAGUGUCUGUAGGUGAAACAGUCGCCCUUCAGUGCAAAGCAACAGGAAGCCCACCUCCACGCAUCACCUGGCUGAAAGGCGACCAGCCCCUAGUAGUGACUGACAGGCAUCAUUUCACCCCUGGCAACCAGCUGCUGAUCGUUCGGAAUGUUGUGCUGGAGGAUGCUGGGAAAUACACCUGUGAAAUGUCCAAUACCCUUGGAACGGAGCGUGCGCACAGCCACGUAAGCAUCUUGCAAUCCCUUGGCUGCAGGAAGGACAGGAUGACAGUGGGGAUAAUCACCAUUGCAGUGGUGUGCAGCAUUGUGCUGACGUCUUUGGUCUGGGUGUGCAUCAUCUAUCAGACCAGAAAGAAGAGUGAAGAAUACAGCGUCACCAACACAGAUGAGACCAUUGUACCACCUGAUGUGCCAAGCUACCUGUCCUCCCAGGGGACUCUUUCUGACCGACAGGAAGUGGUCGUCAGAGUUGACAGCCAACAGCCUAAUGGGCACAUAGAGAACAAUGGUAUGUGUCAGACUGAUGCUGGAAGAGGUCCAGAUGUUGAAGCGCCCACUGUAGCUUGUAGACAGCCAAAGCUAUGUGUAGGAUAUAAUAAAGACACUUGGAAAACUGAAGACGCAGCUGAUGGAAUGCUUGUUCCAGAUAAGACAGGGUAUGGCCUGCCAGUUGUGAGCACUGACUGCAGCGGAAGUACAGAUAGCAUGAACGUCAACAUUUACCCCAAGGAUCCGGAAUACUAUUCUCAGCCAACUAAGACUAUGGAUAAUGCACAUCAAAAUGCAUUCAGCGGAAAAGAGCCAAGUAGGAGCAAGAGCAGAGGUAACAAUCCUCUUCACCCUCAGUGUGUUGGGAUUACCAGCAGUCAGAGAAUGGACACCGAUAGUACUCUGUAUCCCAGCAACCAUGACAGAAUGCCACCGUCGUCCUGCAUGAAUCAACCACUGCAUGUGGACAGACAAGGCCCUUCACAACCUUUGGUAAAUGCUUCAGAGCAUAGUAAGCUUCACUUAAAAGCUUCACCUUCAGAAGACUCAGUGAAGCAGCUAAAAGGGACUCCUGAAAUUUCACCGACAUCACUGGAUAUACAGGGUGAAGCUGAAGCUAAACAAACUCUUCUUUCCAAUGGACACCUACCCAAAUUACAGGACUCCACUCAUGAGUUUAAGCCACCCAUAAGAUCAAUGGACUGAGGGGGGGAGAAACUGCCGUGUGCAAAUGAACAAACCUACUAUUGACCUUAAUUUUUUGCACAGAAUACCUAGGCUACUUACUUCUACCUCAGCUCUUGAACUGACAGCCUCUCCAAGGAAAAGGAAAACAUGAGGUAUGAGAAACAAGCUUGUGUGGGGAACAGACUCCUACUCGAGCGUCACCUGUUUGUACAUAGUUUAAAACUUCAAUGAGAAGUAUUACUAGUUCAAAAGUUAACUUGCAUAUGAAGCACAUAAAAAUGCAAGGGACAAUUGUGUAGAGAAAAGAAAAGUAUUUGAUACAGUUGUACAUAAGAGUUUUCAUAUUAUAUAUAAAUAUAUAUAUAUCUUUUACAGAGGCUAUUUUAAUCUUAGUGCAUGGAUAACUGAGUGAAACUUCACAAAGUUUUGGCAAUAUUAUUUUCAGUAUCAGGUUGCUGUUAAAUUUUUCAAGAGAGAGAAUUCUGGUGCCUUAAUGCAUAAGCAGACCUUUAAAAACCCAUGCUGUUUCAAAGGAAUUGUCAUGCUUUGCUGUGGAAAUUCCUUUUGAUCAAACAUUGAUUGGGUUGGUUAGCACAAAUCCCCUUCCCCCUGAAAUUGAUUGCACUUAGCAGGUUUAAACUGAGAUCUUAAAUUAUUUCAAAGAAACACUAAAUAGAGUUUAUAGGAAGAGCCAAGCAAUUACCAAAAAAGAAAAAGUAAUACAUAGCAACCUGACUUUUUUUCUUCUUUAUGGAAGAACUUAAAAUUCAUUACCCUUCAGAAUUGCAGUGAGGAGCUAAAGGUUAAAUAUUAGCUGUGAUAGUCUGCAAAUUACAGCAGAACAGCACAGAGGCACAAAGUUGAAUUAAACUACUGUGCACACUUGCAAAAAGGAAAGCUAAAAUCAUUGCUAACAACAAAAAUACAGGCAGUUAAAGGAUGGGUUUUUUUCUUUUUGGAUCUGUCACAAACUUAAAGGAAAUGGCCUUGUCUACACCCACAAGUUGUACCAUUGUAACUAUAGUAGUAUACUUAAAGUGGUACAGCCCUUCCCAGUGUGAAUGCAGUUAAACUGCUCAAAAGGUGAUUCUGUGAACACAGCUUAUUCCUGUAUGGAAAGGGGAAUAAGCCACACUAGUAUCAGACAACUUUACAGAAGUAUAAGUGCAUCCAUACUGGGCUUGUAGCUAUAUUAUUGUCUCCAUAAUAAAAAUCACACCCCUAAUUUACCAUUAUGCUGGCUGUGUGCAGACUAUGCCUGAGGUACAUGAGCCAUUUCCCCUGUGCUGUCUCUUGGCUGCACAUAGAUCCCUUGAUCUGCAGCACAUCCGUGUACACACAGCCAGUAAUUGCUAUCUCCUUGUACGUGAACAUGGACUUCAGGCCCAGGAUUACCCCUUUGUGCCACAGUUCCAAGCUAGUCAGAAAUAUACUGGUUUAGAAGCAAGAGUAUGUGUGGGUAGGUGGUCUUGCUGGUUUGAAGGGAUGAGUACGAUGUGUCAGGACAGGGUCUUUAUGUUCAUCCACGAAUUAAAAAAAAACCCUGGACAAAUGGCUCUGUCAUUUAUAACUUCAGUCUGAAGCUGCUUCUGUUGGUACCUGUGGAUGGAUGGGUUGGUUUGUUUUCAGUUCUGCUAAUACAAGUUUACUAGAGUUUGGUGAUGACUACUCUGGGGGAAGGUUGGUUGGUUUUUUUUCUUUUUCUUAGAAGCAACUAAAGGCCAGUUUCAUCAGAGCAGGGUGUGGUGGAAACCCUGCUCACAUCACUACACUAACUCACCGCGGGUUUCAGAAGUCCGGGCAAUGAGACCUUAUCAAGGCCUUGAGUCAGAAAAGCAGCUGUGUUCAGAACAAUACUAAAGACCUAGUACUUUUUUAAAUGAGGGCCAAUGAGACCCACCCAUAUUAUCCCAAGCUAGACCCAGAUUCCACCUCCAUUCAAAGACUGCCACCCUUAAUAAUCGGAUUUCUCAGUCCCUUGAGGGGUGGCCUAAACCACAUUAUCACCAACCCUGGCUUUUAUGAAUAAGGCAUAAUUUAACCAGCUACCUGUCUAGCCCAGUUUCUAACUGUAGACACAUGUGCACUUUGUGGCAGGUGACUAAUUAUGUUGAGUGCCAACUUUUAACUAUUCAGCAAAUCAAAAGCGAAAGAGAUGGACGAUAGUAAAUAAAUAAACCAACAUGUAUUUGUCCCAUGAACGGAGAAAAAUAUACUUUAGAACUAACUCUGAAAGUGAAAACAACAGUGGGACAUACACAAGGAAGAUGCAAAUGACGUCAUUGACCAAUUUUGCUGGCAGAAAUGUCAUCACCGUUGCAUAUAUUAAGCACAUUUGCCACAUUAGCAUUUGAAAAUAAUGUAUUUUUAAUAACGUUAACUGUUUCAUGUUGUUACUUCCACUAAAUAUGUGAAUCUGCUGCUUCUGAGAGGCAAUGUGAAAGAGGAAGUAUUUCUUUUGUGUACAAAGUUAUUUAUUAGAAAUUUGGUACAAUAUUGUAUGUUGAAAAAAAUGUUAAAUAUUGAAGUGUCUAACAAAUGGCAUUGAAGUGUCUUUAAUAAAGGUUCAUUUAUAAUA
Mauremys mutica (yellowpond turtle) is the source of this 6075-nucleotide messenger RNA. It is a transcript of the gene LRIG1, whose product is annotated as leucine rich repeats and immunoglobulin like domains 1. The transcript has 19 exons. Gene Ontology annotation, molecular function: protein binding. NCBI's taxonomy places the organism in Eukaryota, Metazoa, Chordata, Testudines, Geoemydidae. The record is from RefSeq and is a predicted model, not a curated record. Bases 228 to 3515 code for a protein of 1095 amino acids.